AUGAUAACGCCAUCUAGUCCUCUCCGCAACCUGCUUCUUGUUUCACUUUGUUAUCUCUCCGUGUUCAUGAAGACUGGAUCUGUGCCGAUUUCGCUCGACGAGCACCCGGGCCACACGCUCGCUGAGCCCGCUGGCCACCCUGCUGCUCUCGUUUCCCGCCGUGAUCCGGGCACGAGCCACAGCACGGCCGGACGUCAAGGCGGGGAUGGCGGCCUGGACAGGCUUGCAACGCCGAGUCAGCCGGAACCACUCGAACGGAGAGCCACCAAUGGCGUGGACGUGGGGGUGCAGCUCGAUCUGCCUUUGCCCGGCUCGCUGGGUGGCUCCAGCCUGGCCCGCCUGAUCGAUAACGUCAUUCCUAGCAUUCCGAAUGUCGUAGGAUCGCUGUUUCCCGGGUCUUUGUACAAUCGUCCAGGCUUUCCGAUCAUAGGUGGUCAACCGGCAGCCGCAAGAACGAGGGACCCCCCCAAUAGUACUCCUAAGACUCCCGGGAUCCCUCCUCAGGGGCUGGGCAUCGAUCUUUGUACAUGGGACAUGGGUUACCCAAGUUGCUAUUAUUAG
Messenger RNA from Puccinia triticina, 561 nucleotides. RefSeq lists its product as uncharacterized. Bases 1 to 561 code for a protein of 186 amino acids. Lineage: Eukaryota; Fungi; Basidiomycota; Pucciniomycetes; Pucciniales; Pucciniaceae. The record is from RefSeq and is a predicted model, not a curated record. The transcript has 4 exons.